AUGGGGAAUGCACAAAGCCACACAUCUGAGCCCUUUACCUUCAAAGGUGAAGAUGUUUAUGCAAAAUUUGAAAAAGACUGGUUUGACAAAGGAGAGUCCAGAUACGCCUACCGAGGAAGAAUAAAGCACGUCAAUAGGUGGUGGUUCGAACGCGGUGAGCAGUGCGUUGUGAAACUCUAUAAAGAGGAAUAUUGUAACAGAUUGAAAGAAGACGCUUGGAAAGCGGACAAUCGCGCCUCAGCAAAAGCGGCGGAGAUGGCCAUGUUGUUCAACAAUGCAUUCACCAAUAAAGGCUUUGCAAAGAUAGAGGUUCUCAUUCCCAUAAUCUCCAAAGUCCAGACAUUUGCUACCUACAAGUACCUAGGAAGAGACUCUGUUGCUCAAUCUGUUCGCGGACCCGACGAUGAUUCAAUCGCUACAGCUAACCAAAUGGUCCCAGAGGGUGCAGCUGUAGCGAUUGAACGUUUCCUGCAGGGGCGGUAUGUCCACUUCAUAAGCAAUUCUGCUAAAGUGAAUAAAAACGAGAAGACCCUUGUUCCGGUAGCCUUCUCCCACUUCACUUACGCUGAAUCAAAUGGUGAGAUCCUUGUGACCGACUUACAAGGAGUUUACAACGGGAAAAACUACGUCUUCACCGAUCCGGCCGUCCAUAGCAUGGAGAAACAUGGGCAGAAGUUCGGCUACUACGGCCCAACCGAUCUUGGAAUGUUCGGCGUGGUAAAGUUCUUCCAAAAUCACGAAUGCAAUCGCUUAUGUGAAGGAUUACUAAAACCUGACAUGUCAAAAAUUCCAGAUUAUUUGAAGGGGGAUUUAGAUCUGGCCAUCGAAGCUAUCAAAACAAGAAGUGGGUCAACUUACACCUUCGCGUUGCUGGAAUCCGGUCUCUCGGCCCAACGCAUACAAGAGCUGCACACCAGCAUUGCCCAUGCGCUAACGCAGAGUGGUGAUGGUCAGAGAAGGCAUUACGGUUUGAGACAUGGAUUUAUAGAUGUGCUUUCAAUGGGAACAUAA
Patiria miniata (bat star) is the source of this 1011-nucleotide messenger RNA. RefSeq lists its product as uncharacterized. The record is from RefSeq and is a predicted model, not a curated record. The transcript has a single exon. Gene Ontology annotation, biological process: protein phosphorylation. Bases 1 to 1011 code for a protein of 336 amino acids. NCBI's taxonomy places the organism in Eukaryota, Metazoa, Echinodermata, Asteroidea, Valvatida, Asterinidae. Gene Ontology annotation, molecular function: ATP binding; protein serine/threonine kinase activity.